Messenger RNA from Lemur catta (Ring-tailed lemur), 829 nucleotides. RefSeq names its product regulator of cell cycle (gene RGCC). Gene Ontology annotation, biological process: regulation of cell cycle. The record is from RefSeq and is a predicted model, not a curated record. Lineage: Eukaryota; Metazoa; Chordata; Mammalia; Primates; Lemuridae. The coding region runs from base 46 to 459 and encodes 137 amino acids. The transcript has 5 exons. Gene Ontology annotation, molecular function: protein kinase activator activity; protein kinase binding. Gene Ontology annotation, cellular component: cytoplasm.
UCGCAGGACGCUCCGGCGCGCGCCCGGCCGAGCCCAGCCCUCAUCAUGAAGCCGCCCGCCGCGCAGGGCAGCUCCGCGGCCGCCGCGGCCGCAGCCCCGGCCUUGGACUCGGCGGCCGCCGAGGACCUGUCGGACGCGCUGUGCGAGUUUGACGCGGUGCUGGCGGACUUCGCGUCGCCCUUCCACGAGCGCCACUUCCACUACGAGGAGCACCUGGAGCGCAUGAAGCGGCGCAGCAGCGCCAGCGUCAGCGACAGCAGCGGCUUCAGCGACUCCGAGAGUGCAGAUUCACUUUAUAGGAACAGCUUCAGCUUCAGUGAUGAAAAACUGAAUUCUCCAGCAGACUCUACCCCAGCUCUGCUCACUCCCACCGUGACUCCUCGGAAAGCCAAAUUAGGAGACACAAAAGAGCUAGAAGACUUCAUUGCUGAUCUUGACAGAACAUUAGCAAGUAUGUGAAAUGAGGAGUUUUGGGUGAAGCUUCAGAAAGCUCCAAGGACCUGGUAAAAUCAGCUACUAGAAUUUGCUGCCAGAGGGGACAGAGAUGUGCACUCACCUUCCACCAGGCCAUUCUCAGGCUCACCUUACGACCAUCAGCCCUUGAGCCCAUCUCUGGGCAAUUUAAACAGUGAAACUGACUUUGUUUACCUGCUUGCAGCACGUUAGAACAGAUGAUCCAUGCUAAUGUUGUAUUUUCUCUUAAAACAUAGCUUUCCUGUAAUUUAAAGUGCUUCUAUGAAAAUAUUUGUAAUUAAUUAUAUAUAGUUGGAAAUAGUCAUAUGCUUUUCCCAUUAUAAUAUAUUUUUGUAUACAAAUAAAAUUUGAACUG